GUUGCUUGCAUCAGGAAAAGAAUUCUGAGGAAGUGAGAACUAGAGAAUGGCUUGUUGGCCAUGCAGAAAUGAAAUAUUUUUUUUAACAUAUUGGAUGAGCUGAGUGGGGGGAAAAAAAAAGGUUUACUUUCAUUGCAUUACUUUCAGUACAGCAGUUACCAUCAUAGCUUCACUUAUUAGCAUGGGUUUAGGGUUUUUUUAAGCUGAAAGUGGAAGGAGAGAAAGGGUUUUGACAAGUUCCAUUUGUGAAAUGAUACGAAGUUUGUAAAUGCAUUAUAAGUGCUCCAGCAAAAUACAAUUUUAGUAAUAGAACUGAUGAGCUGUUUGUCAGUUCAUAAUUUUUAAAACCAACAUACUGUUUAUGAAGGUCCUUUUUCAGAUAUAUGGUAAACCAGAUGAGUUUAAGCUGUAAUUGUAUUUUAUCUUCUGGCACAAUGUCAGAAUACUGAUUUCAGCUGGUAAUCUUUAUAGUAGCAGAAGUGCUCCUGUGCUGAAGAUGAGUAAUGCUUGGAUCUAGCAGAGCUAGGAGGAAACAAUUAAUGUUUUUUCUCUGUUAGCAGAGUUGUACCAAGGAGUCCUCAGUCUGAGGUGUUGUAAUCCUGCCUUGUAGUUGUGCUUUUCAGGGAUAUAAUUGCUAAAAGUUCCUGUAUGGAGAGAUUAUUAAUGAAGUUUCACCAGUUUCAGCUUUAUACUUCCAGUGAAACGUAGAAUUUCAGUUAGUCAUAGGUGUAUAAUGCUGUGAAAUAUGUUUAAUAACAUGAAGUGUUUAAAUAAUUACUUUGAAAAAGCUUGAUGAAUUUUUAAAAUAUAUUGAUGUCCUCUAGAAACUUCCACAGGAGUUAUGAUGCCACUAGCACUGGGUAUUGUGUCAAGGAGGUCCUGAGCACCAGGAGUAGGUGCUUUGAGAUGAGAAAGGAGGAUGUAAGGAGGCCUGGGAUAAGUCCUAUUGAAUGGGUAUGAGGGUGGAACUCUUCAUGUCCUCCUAGCAAAGUCUGAAAUCCUUAAAGCAAUGUAACUUUUGACGUAAUACAUGAAUCUGAAGUUCAAGGACAGCUCCCCCACCCCCAUGGUUUAUGUACAUAACGUUUUCUGGUGAUAUACCUAGUUUAAGAACUAUUAACUCUUCUUCCCAGAUUUUAACUGAUUCUUUUAACUUUUACCUAGUAUCUUGGUUUGAAAGAGCAAGAACAUUUGUGACCGUCAUUGACCCAGAAAAUAAUAAAUCUUUGAUGUCACUUCUUGAAGACUUCUUUGACUCUGCAUUGGUGAUUUGCAAGUGCAGCAAUGAAGGGAAGAAAGAACUGGUGAAUUUAUUUUUACCUGAACUAGGGAAUCUAGUGACAGAAGCAGGUAUUUGCUGCGCUCUGCGGCAGGAGGCUUUGAGGACUCUCAACUCUAUACUUGACAGUGUCUCACGGGAGGAGAGAAAGAAAUUCCCUCUGUCUGAAGAGAUGUGCUCACUCACGCAAGACCUUGCAAAAACUAUACUGGAGGUUGGUGAUUAUGACCUUCAGGUUGCCCUUUCAGAAGCACUUUGUAGGUUAAUGACAAAAAAAUGGAGGGAUGACCUUGUUCACCACUGGUUUGAAGAUAACUAUCUUGCUGAAGCUUUCAAAGAGAUCAAGGAUAGAGAAUUUGAGACGGACUGCAGAAAAUUUCUUAACCAGCUAAAUGAAAGGCUUGGGGAUGACAGAAGAGUCUAUUCAUUUCCUUGUAGAUCUGCUUUUGCUGACAUGAAAGAGGUGAAGAAGCCAUCAGACGAGAAGCUGGAGGACUUCUGGAUCGACUUCAACAUGGGCAGUCAGAGCGUGACUUUCUAUGUGGACAGUAAUGAGGGUGCUCUUUGGGACUCUGUGCGGCUGUCGAAAGAUGCGGUCAGCAGUUACAGCCUGAAGGAAGAUGAUGGAGAAAAGAUUGUUAAAAUUUAUAUGAAAAUUCCUGCUGCUUUUAACAAAACAGAAGCAACAAAAAUCAAAAUAACUUUUAGUGCUGAGUUUGAAAUCUUAAGUAUACUUAAAAAAGUCCUGGGAGAUGAAAAAAUGAUGAUAAAUGUGUCUGAAGAGGAGUCUAUCCGUGCUGGGAAGCAAGCCAAUCAGGAUGAAGCAGUGAUACCAGAGUCAACUGAUCCACAGCGGGUGAAAGAUCCUUCAAACUCUGGAAACACAGAGGCUCUAUCAGACAAAGCCUUUCAGCAGAGCCAGCAGUUAACAGGCACUGUAGCAAAGGGUGCUACCCGGGUAACAAGAAAGAGAACAAGAAGUCUGGCCAAGCAGAAGACUGAAGGCAGGAAGGGAAUCUAUGACUUUGAAAACUCAGACUCUGCAAGUCAUGAAAAGGUUGCUGAAGCCAAAGCAAAGAUUCUUGGCCAGAAAGCCUCCUCACAAAAGCAGAGGAAUUAUGAAACAAGAAACAGGAAUGAGGAAUCAAGCAAGCUUGAGCGAAGGCAGUCCAGUUACAGGAAGCAUCUUUUCUCUGAAAGCAACAAUGAAAAUACAAGCACUGGUCAGAGUGAAAAAAGCUGGAUCCUCGAUGCUCUGAAACAACCAUUGCCAAAAUUCCUUGACUAUACCCGAAAAAGACCCAGGGUGAGAAGCAGAUUAAAAGUGCUUCCAAUGUCUUCCGCAAGUAGUGGCAGUGAUGACCAGAUGAAGAAGAGAGCAUCAAGACAAAAAGCUCAAGAGGAGGAGAUGCCAGGGAAAAAAAGCACAUCCAGCUCCAAGGGAGACGAUUUGCCUACAGUGAAUCUUGAUGAUGAAACACCCUCAGAGAUCGAAGGAAGUCCACUAUUACUUGAUGUGCCUGACGAGGACUCUUCCAGUGAUGUGGAGGCCACGCAGAAGUUUCUUGAUGCAUUUGGCAAAUGGUCAAGAGAAGAAGAAAGUUCUAAGCGGAAGGACUCAGAUAUAUUAAGUGGCACUAUCAUAAAAAAGCCUAAACUGUCCAGCUGGGAAACAAGUAAUCUGUCUUCUGACAUUUCCCUUAAACCAAGGAAAAUUUUUAAUUCAGGAGAGAAUGAAGAGGAGUUCCAACCAGGUCAGGAAAUGGAUGAUAGUGUGGAUAAUGCAUCUUUUUCCAAGAUGCUAAAUGAAGACUUCACUGAUUCAGGGAUGGUUGCUGCAUUUGAAAACUUUAUCGGCCAGCUAAAGAAAUCGUUGUGGUCCCGGUACAAAAGGAUGGAGACCACAGCGCAGAACGCCCUGAGGGCUUCAGAGAAGAAUGUGUCCACCCUGUUGAACCAGAUACUUGAGAGCAGGCUCAGUAAGCUGGAGACCUUACAGAAGAUUGUUGCUGAAGAGCUUGCCAAUCUUGAGAAGGAAACCCAAAUCUUGACAAACAUGGAGAAGGAUGCAGUGGACUUCUGGAACACACAGUUGUUCAAACUGAAUUCAUUCUGCAACCAGCAAAAGCAAAGAAUUCAGUCUGUUGAUUCGGCCCUGGGUGAAUCAGCAGAGAGUUUUGCCAGCACUCUCCAGAAUACAACGUAGGAACCGCCAGUGAAGAAGGCAGUAGAAAACAAUGUGUUCGUUGUUCCUUCUGACUAGCAAACCCUUGUGCUCUCAAGAUUUGACCACAUUAAGAGGCAUAGAGAAGAUGGUCCUCUGCAGGAUGUUAAUCUAUUUUAAAUGAAAAGAAGAAAAGAGGAAAGAAAAUAACAUUGUUAUUAAGGCUUUUUUUUUUUUUCCUAAAACCUAUACACGCUGGUGAGUGGUCCAGUUUUGACCCCUAUGUUCAUAAUAUCAAAUUUUUCUGUAAAAUUGCAAAAUGGGUCCAUUAAAUACCAAAGAAAUAGAAAAUGAACUAAAUACCACAAUUUAGCCAUCAAAGCUGAUGCAUAUACUGGCUUUUUUUGAGUAUUCUGCUGAUACCUUUAUCAAAUGUAAAAGCAUUUAAUGACUGAUUCUAAGUAAAAUAUUGUU
This is a messenger RNA of Columba livia (rock pigeon), 3917 nucleotides long. It is a transcript of the gene SYCP2L, whose product is annotated as synaptonemal complex protein 2 like. NCBI's taxonomy places the organism in Eukaryota, Metazoa, Chordata, Aves, Columbiformes, Columbidae. The record is from RefSeq and is a predicted model, not a curated record. Gene Ontology annotation, cellular component: condensed chromosome, centromeric region; lateral element. The coding region runs from base 1074 to 3485 and encodes 803 amino acids. Gene Ontology annotation, biological process: meiotic nuclear division; mitotic G1 phase. The transcript has 29 exons.